Molecule: messenger RNA, 2418 nt
Organism: Tilletiopsis washingtonensis
Lineage: Eukaryota; Fungi; Basidiomycota; Exobasidiomycetes; Entylomatales
Exons: 5
Coding region: 1-2418 (805 amino acids)
Source: RefSeq, a predicted model, not a curated record
AUGCCUGCCGUGCCCGAGGACACGUACAAGGUCGGGACCGUGCGCGUCGAGUCGUUUGUCGCACUCGCCGACGUGCGCGCGCACCUGCGCCUGCUGCAUGCCUUUGCCGAGCUGCGCGGCCGCGUGUACGGCGCCGCUCGCCGUGCGCAGCCGCCGGCAUACGGCACCGAGGCACAGCCCGCCGCGACGCCGGCGUACAGCGGCGACAGCAAGCUUGACUGCGAGCUGGCCGGCUCGAGCAAGCACCUGGACGGACUGCCACCUGCUGGCUUCGUCCAGACCGCGGCGCCACUCGAUGCAGGCCAGAGCACGGGCUCAGCUACGCUGCCACCUGCUGGCUUUCCCGAAACAGCAGCCGCGUCGACGGACGCCAGCUCCAGCAAAGGUCCAGCCAUCUCGACGCAGGCUGGCUCCAGCAAGCUCGCCGCGGCUCCGUCGUACGCCAAAGCUCAAGCCGCGCCCUCUGAGACGGGUUCUUCUUCGCUGCGCGAGCCACCAGCGAGGCCCGACGCCGAGCCGCGCGUCCACGAGGCGUGGGCCAACUAUCUGCGUCGCGCGGCUCACCGCCUCGAGCUCUAUCUCGAGCGCAUCCUCCUCGCGCCCGAUGCCGGCCUCAAUCCGCCGCCGAAGGCCACGCGGAUCAGCGAGCUGCGUCCGGGCAGCGCGCGCCCGCUCGUCGGUGCCCUUCCGCCGCACUGCAUGCCGCCGCUCGACGUGCUGCUGGUCUGGCAUGCGUACUGUCUCUCGCCGGGCGCGUACUACGACGACCUGCUGCGCCUGCGCAGCCGCAUUGCGCUUGGCAGUGUCGAGUUUCCGCUGCACGCCGCUGCCCGCUCGCUCGACCCGCAGACGUGGCUGUCGGUGCUGCCCGAGGGCGAGGACUUUUGGGUGCGCCACGUGCAGGAGCCGUGGGCGCUGGGCCUCAUCGCCCCGGUGUACGAGCCCAAGGGCCUCGAGACGAGCGAGAUGGGCAAGGCGAUCACCUGUCCGUCGUGCGAGGCGUCCAUCUUCGUGCCGUGGGGCGCAUCGGCGCAUGCUCCGGGUGCCAAGGGCCUGGGCGACGCAGACUGGAGCGUGCCAUGCCCGGACUGUUCGCGUUUGCUGAAUGUGCAGGUCCUCCGCGGCGCCGUCUUCAUUCGCGACCUCGAGCGCUGGUGCAACAGCCCAACGGCGCCCACGCGCGGUCUCGCAUUCAGUGCCCUCGACGGGCGCGAGUUUACGUACGACCUCGCCACGGCCGUCUUUGCGCCGCUCUUCCGGCACGUCCAGCGGCCGGGCGACGACUGGUUUGCGCUCUCGCAGGCCAACAGCCACGGCAAGCGCGGCAUCUAUCUCGACCAGGACCCCCGUGCAUGGGCCGAGCGCCACAAUUGGUCUCUGCCGAGCAUGCUGGCCAGCGUGUCCGAGGACAGCGACCGCGUGCGCAACUUUGAGCUCGUGGCGGGUGCGCGCUCGAAGUUCAACCGGCGCAUCAGCUACAUCUUUCGCGCGUAUCUCGAGGCGGACCCGCUGGUCGAGUGCAGCGUGGACCUGGCGCUCGCCGUGCAACGACAGUUCGCGUUUGUCGAGGAGAUGGGCAAGCUUGGCUGGAGCAGCCCGGCGGCGCUCGACGCCGGCACGCACGACGUCGACUGCGCGCGCGCCAUUGUCCGCUACCACAACUGGCUGGACCUGAUGUCCGACGGGCCCGUCACGCUCUGCCCGACACUCGACGUGGACCUCUGCUGGCAUACGCACAUGCUGUUUGGCCGGCGCUACGCGCAGAACGUGUACCACGCGCUGCGCCGCUUCAUCGACCACGACGACCGCAUCAGCGACGACGUGCUCAGCGGCGCGUUUGAGCACACGGCCAAGCUGUGGCAGAAGAAGUACAGCCAGCCGUACUCGCUCUGCGGCUGCCUCAAGCCCGAGGCGACCAAGACGCGGCGCAUCAGCUCGCUCUUUGGCGGCUCCAAGGGCAAGGCGCUGCCCGAGCGCACCGAGCAGGCGUCGCAUCCGUCGGAGCACAACGGCGUGAUCCUCACCGACGACGACGGCACAUCGCGCGAGCGCUUCGAGCGGCGCCAGCACCUGCAGCGCCAGGGCACGGCGCACCCCGAGCACGACGCGGCCUUUCAGCGCGGCUACGGCGCGACGCCGCUCAUGCCGUUCUACUACGUGCCAGCGUCGCCCGACGGCCUCGGCCCGUGCGUCGGCCACCAGGGCGACGCCUGGCAGAUCGGCCACGGCGCGUGCUGCGGCGGCGCCUCGAUUCUCUCGUCGUGCACGUCGGCGGCGUAUGCGGGCGCUGCGGGUGGUGUCGGCGGCGGCGUGCCCUACAACGCGCGGGCAGGUGCGGGCAGUCGAGCGCUGGCGGGAGGGGCUUUUGCCGGAUCUGGCGCAGCGUGCGGCGGCGGCGGCGCCGGUGGAGGCUUCUAG